Messenger RNA from Mobula hypostoma (lesser devil ray), 2254 nucleotides. RefSeq names its product alpha-2,8-sialyltransferase 8F-like. Gene Ontology annotation, biological process: oligosaccharide metabolic process; N-glycan processing. Bases 27 to 1112 code for a protein of 361 amino acids. The record is from RefSeq and is a predicted model, not a curated record. Gene Ontology annotation, molecular function: alpha-N-acetylneuraminate alpha-2,8-sialyltransferase activity. Lineage: Eukaryota; Metazoa; Chordata; Chondrichthyes; Myliobatiformes; Myliobatidae. The transcript is spliced from 7 exons.
UUUCUCUGAUCGUUGCGGGAUCAGCCAUGAACUCAAAAUCACGGUAUUUCCUUCUUUUAGUUUCUUCCGUUUGCUCCUGCUUCGUCUUUUGGAUGGGAAGAGAACAGACAAAUAAGUUCAGAAUCAAGAAACAGAUAUGGACUGAUCAAAAGGAAAUGAAUCAACCAGAAUGUGUGGAAAUAGCCAAAAUCCUCACACUUAAACCCAAUAGGUUUACUGAGGAUGAUUUUAUUAAACUGUUCAAGCAACUUCAGAAAUGCAAAUGGGUGAAGAACAUAGAAGAGCAGAAGAUUUUGAGGUCACAGCUGCAGAAAUGCUGCAAUGCAAGUCAAAAUUUUAUUGUCACUCAGGACAAUUCACCAUUGGGAACAAAUAUCAGUUAUAGUGCAGAACCUCAAAGAAUUUUUAAAAUUACAGAAGAUGUUGUCAAUCUACUUCCUAAGACAGUACCAUUUAAAAAACUUAAGCACUGCUCUGUUGUUGGAAAUGCUGGAAUUUUAGCGAACAGCAGUUGUGGAACUGAAAUAGAUCGGGCUGACUUUGUAUUCAGGUGUAAUCUGCCUCCUGUUGUUGAUUAUAAGGAUGAUGUGGGUACUAAAACGGAUAUUGUGACUUCCAAUCCAACUAUCAUUGUGAAUAGGUUUAAAAGUCUUAAUUUAAGAAGAAAACCAUUUAUGGACCAUAUAUCUGCAUAUGAAGAUGCAUUUAUUCUGUUGCCUGCAUUUUCUUUUUCAUUCUGUACUUCAACUUCAUUUAAAGUUUUAUACACUCUGCAAGAUUUUGGAACGAAACAACAGGCAGUGUUUGUAAAUCCUUCGUAUAUGAAAUCCAUCAGUAAAUUCUGGAAAGAUAACGGUGUAAACGAGGGUUUUCUUUCCAGUGGUUUGAUAAUAUUAAGUGCAGCAUUGGACAUGUGUGAGGAAGUUCGGUUGUAUGGAUUUUGGCCCUUCACCAAGGACAUGAAUGGAAACCAAUUCUUCCAUCAUUACUACGACAAUGUGUUGCCAUCAAGAGCUCACAAAAUGCCUGCUGAGUUCUACAAACUAAUGCAGCUUCACAUGAAAGGCAUUGUGAAACUGCGAGCUGGUAGCUGUGAAAACGUAAGAAAUUGAUAAACUUGAAACAAAAAAUCUUAAUAUUUUGUGAUUGGGAAGCAAAAAUAAACUUCCUUACAACUAUUAUUGAUGCAACAUAGAAAACAUUCUGUCUGGAUAUUUAACAGCUCUGCAUAUGACUGCAAGAAACUGCUGAGAGUUUUGGACGUAACUUAGCACAUCACGGAAACCAGCCUCCUCUGUGGUAAUUCUGUCAAUAUUUUGUGUGGAAAGAUGCCUUUCAACCCAAUGAGUUCAGGCCCAUCCACUUUACAUUAAUCCUAUGUUUUAUUUUCCCUAAAUUCUCUUCAAUCCUCUUCCCCUUAUCAACAACUGGCAAUUUACAAUGGCCAGUUAACCUACCAUUCCACACAUCACUGAAAUGUCAGGGGAAGCUAUGUGGAAGCACCCAGAAGUUACCCACAUGAUCACAGGGAGAACCAGCAAACUCCAGUAACAGAGCACCCAAGAUCAGGAAUGAAUCUGGUUGCUGGCACUAUGAGUCAGUCACUCAACUAGCAGAGCCACAGUGACAGGGUAUAAAUGUGUUUUUUUUUUAAAUUUAUGGUUUUCUCUCUCUUCAGAUAAUCUAAUAAAUUAUUACUACUGAUAACACUUUAUGAUACUGCACUAAAUAUGUUAACUAAAUUGUAGCACCCUGGUUAAGAUUUUACUGCUAAUGUUGUAGGUUUUUGUAAAGUUGCUGCCAUUUUCUGUGGAAGCAGUGUGUUCUGCUGGUAGUGUUUGGGUUAUCGUUAAGGGGUUGUGAUGUUCAUGCAUCCAAUCAUGAUGGUGGAAUUGGGAGAAGGUUCUAGAGAAUGCUGGGCAGAGAGGUUUUCUAAUGGACACUGGGGUGGGUCGAGGUCUUUUUGGCGAGAGAUAGAGAGAGAAGUAUCUGAAGAGAACCAGCCGUGGGAUUCAUUCCAACGAAAGUGCGUGAUUCGAUGGAGUCCGAGAGGGGAAAUCCUACCGGUGAUCGGUGAAUAGGAGUUGGCGCCGUGAGUACAUUGGACACAUCAGCUUUUGGAAGAUCUGAGCUCCAACCUCUGCACUUUUGACUUUUAAUUAUGGUGGGGGCCCUUUGGUUUUUCUCUUUUACUUCUUUCAUCUUAAAUAACAGUGUAUUUUGUGUGUAAGAGAAAGAGAUAUAUGAUUAGAUU